This is a messenger RNA of Eurytemora carolleeae, 2162 nucleotides long. Its product is annotated as torsin-2A. The transcript is spliced from 18 exons. Gene Ontology annotation, molecular function: ATP binding; ATP hydrolysis activity. Gene Ontology annotation, biological process: cellular response to misfolded protein. Lineage: Eukaryota; Metazoa; Arthropoda; Copepoda; Calanoida; Temoridae. The record is from RefSeq and is a predicted model, not a curated record. The coding region runs from base 1 to 1371 and encodes 456 amino acids.
AUGGUAAAACCAUUCCCUUUAUUAAGGUUUCCGAGUGCCGAGUCAAGGCUCGAGGAUACGAUUAGUAGGGAUUCUGGUAAUUCCAGCGGAGGCACGCCGGAGGCUGGUCGGAGGGGAACUAUUAUCAGACAUAACUCCUAUCCUUCUCCCUUCAUGAAUUCUUCUGCAGUUCAAACCUUUACAGAAGAUCAUUGUGACAGAAAACCGUAUGAUACAGUAUCUUUGACAACGGGUGGACCCAAGUACAAUGAUGAUUCACUUUCUGUUCGAAGUUUAGAUUCAAACUCUAAGACUUGGUCUCCACUAUCGGAGGAGAUGCGGCCUCACCUCCUCCGACGGAACUGUGCAUCCUCUGAGGCUAGAUCUCUGGAACCAACUAAACCUGAACUUAACUCUACAGAAUCAAAUUAUAAGAUUGAGAAGAUUGGAUUGGUUGGACGUGUAUUGAGAAGGAUUCUAAAACUGUUCUUCCUUCUUCUUCUUCUAUCUGUGAUAUUCUUCUCCUUUAUCCUUAUUCUGGAAAUAGUUAAAAGUUACAAGUGUAUGAGUCAAGGAAGGCUUCUGAUUGACACGGACGAACUAUCGGUGAAACUAAAACAAAACCUGUUUGGUCAACACAUUGCUCAGCAAGAAAUCGUCUCUGCCAUAGAUAGUUUUAUAAACGAGUCUAGUGAUUCAGGGGGCAAACCACUUCUAGUGCUGAUCCUAACAGGAUGGUUGGGAAGCGGGAAAACAUUCACUACUAGUCUUAUAUCUAGUGUCUUCCCUGUUCCCGGGAACAUUCAUUCAAUCAUAGGAACUUAUCUCUCCUCUUCUAGUUUAACUGAUCUACAUAAAAUUAUCUCAAGAUCUUGCGGUUACAAUCUUCUCAUACUAGAUGAUGUGGAUAGUGGCGAAGAGGUAGGACUGCGUAAACUGGAAACUCUUCUAGUCUCGCUAGCGUCAGAGGUGGAAGCUCAGAACAAUGGAACUCUGGUUUUAUUAACAACCAACAUAGGAGGGCAUUCUAUCAAUAGAUACAUGUUAGAGAAGGUUAAAGAAGGAUUUAGUAGCCUGGAUACAGUUGAAGGGGAUUCAAUCAGAAAACAUUUACAAGAAGACAAAGUUUCUCUUCCUCUUCAAGCCUUUUUGUCAGAAUACAAUAUUCCUGUACAUGUUAUUCCCUUCCUUCCUCUAACCAGAGAUCAAGUGAGAUCAUGCAUUCACGCUGAAUUAAGAAGAAACCAUAUGACUAUGAGCAAAGACGAUAUUAACAAAGUAUUGGACCAGGUUCAAUUCUUCAACAAGGAAUUACCAAUCUUUGCCAAGACAGGUUGUAAGAAGAUAAUGAGUAAAGUCAACAUUGCUCUGAACGGACAUUUGGAUCUUUAACAGCUGUGAACACAAGAUUCAGGAUACAUGAUGCAGGAUUCUGGUGUCUGGAUUCUGGAUUCAGGAUUCAGGAUGCAGGAUUCAGGAUUCAGGAUUCAAGAUUCUGGUUUCUGGAUUCUGGAUUCAGGAUGCAGGAUGCAGGAUUCUGGAUUCAGGAUUCAGGUCCAGGAUUCAGGAUUCAGGAUUCUGGAUGCAGGAUGCAAACAUUGGGCGCAGCCCUUGGCCAAUACCAGGACUUUCCACUUUUUUUGCUCGGAGAUCUCAAAAUUUUAAUCGAAACUUGUAUUUUACGAUAAAGCUCCUAGUUCAUGAAGAGUGGACAUGUUAAAUUUGAGACCCUUUUCAUCUGAGAAAUUAAAAUCUAGAUCUUCGACGACUUUACGUAUUUGUAUCCUCAAGUAGAAUUUUUAGUAAAAUCUCCACGUUCAUAUUUUUUUCUUGAUCUUUGCGGUUGUUUAAUGUGUUCUAUACUUUGCAAGGUUGGUUAUUAAGGGCAUCCCGAGUAUCUAACCUCAAUAUACAACCUUGGUAUUUUCACAAAGGCAUUUUUCAUAUCAAAAACUUUCCCAAACUUAGGGGGAACAAUUAUGUAACGCUGCGGGUAUGAUAUUUGGAAUUGUGUCACUUGUGAAGUUUUUUGGUAAAAAUGUACCAUUGUACUAUCUGUCGGAUCAUAUGAGACUUCCAGUGCAAAAUUGUUACAUGUGAGCACCCUCUUAACUUCCUCAAUACAUUAAAUGUGAUAACCUUUAUUGUAACCAUAUCAGAUCACGUUUCAAAGCGUUUAAAAA